Messenger RNA from Aspergillus tanneri, 936 nucleotides. RefSeq lists its product as uncharacterized. The record is from RefSeq and is a predicted model, not a curated record. The transcript has a single exon. Lineage: Eukaryota; Fungi; Ascomycota; Eurotiomycetes; Eurotiales; Aspergillaceae. The coding region runs from base 1 to 936 and encodes 311 amino acids.
AUGGAAAAUGUGUGUCUGAUGCGCAUUUCUUAUAUCCCAAAGGAACGACGUCAUCUGCCGUCUUGGCGCCAUCGAUCGUCGAAUCUCCGAUCGCAUUCCAUCGCCAACUUCCUCUCCUCCAUCAUCUUCAGAGCUCCAACCAUGCAGCCAUCUCAGGAGCACCGAGGCAGUCCAAAUGAUCGGCCAGGCACGCCUCCUCGUCCUCCUUAUUCUCCUGUAACACCCGUCCUCAACCAUCUUACUCCCCUUCCAAACAACAGCUUCCCCGCAUCGUCGGGUCCGUCGCACUCUAUUAUUCCUCCUGCUCGAUCUCCCUCUCCAACAAGUCAAGUCGCGCCACAAACUUCGACCUCAAUUACCUCGAAAUUACCACCGCCCCCGGUAUUCACCCCCGAACCUCCGCCAGUGCCGAUUUCCGAAAGCGAGAAUCCCGACGCUAUCGCGUUGCGGUCGGCUAUCUCCAUUCUCCAGCUCCAGAAGCAACAGAGUCUGCGCGACAUCCAGUCGCUGGAGAGGUUGAAGAAAGCAGCAGCGGAAGAUCCGGAGGGUUUUGCGCGUGAAUUGGCGGCGGGAAAUCUGUCAGCGAAAGAUCCCGGUGGCUAUGUCAAUUUCACCCAUGAUGAGGAGGAAAAGGUGGCCGAGGGCGACGGCGAGGACGGGCAAGAGGGAACCCGAACAGGACUGGGAGCGAUACCAACGCCGCAGAAUGUGGUUCGUAUGCCUCCUAUCAACUGGGCCAAGUAUCAGAUAGUGGGUGAUCCGCUGGAUCGGAUGCACGAGGAUCAACGUCGACGACCUUUCCCCGGGGAACCUAGACGGGAGGAUCAUACGCAGAGGGCACCAGAGCAUAUCCUGGCUUCACCGUAUCGCCCAUUAGUAGAUAAGCUGGAGACUCCAAGCAAAGUAAAAGGUACCAGCAAAAGCAAGAAGACAUAG